Messenger RNA from Lactuca saligna, 465 nucleotides. The record is from the annotation of a GenBank genome assembly. NCBI's taxonomy places the organism in Eukaryota, Viridiplantae, Streptophyta, Magnoliopsida, Asterales, Asteraceae.
AUGGUGGCAGUGGGUGCUGAUGGCGGAGGGUGGAGGAGCCCUAGUGGUGUCGUGGCGGGGGAAGGUGGAGGGACUACCACCAGUGGCUGUGGUGGUCCGUUUCUCCGGUUAAGUGAGAAACGGAGGAGAGUGACAAGAAUAGGUGGUGUGAAGUGGUUUCUGGCAGCUUGCUUGACACAAACAGAGAGGGAAUGGUGGCGGGGCUCGACCAAGAUUGAAGAGGAUGGUCUCCGGAAAGAGGGGAAAGAGGUUAGGGUUGUUGGUUGCCAAAUGGUGGCCAAUGGUGGUGAUUCACGAUGGUUACUGGUGGUGCUAUGGCAUAGCAGUGGAGGGGCGGUGGUUAUAGGGUGGAAAAGCCUCGUCACUGCUGGUUCAUCCUCUAUCAACGCUGCUUCAGGUCUCCUUUUCUUCCUAUUGACAGGUAGAGGCAUUAUGUACCAGAUCCUGACAUUGAAGCAAAAGUGA